Molecule: messenger RNA, 444 nt
Organism: Cannabis sativa
Lineage: Eukaryota; Viridiplantae; Streptophyta; Magnoliopsida; Rosales; Cannabaceae
Exons: 3
Coding region: 1-444 (147 amino acids)
Source: RefSeq, a predicted model, not a curated record
AUGGAACUUCUUAAACCAGUCUUGGAGAAAGAGGUGCAUCCGGAUAAGUCUCCGAGCCUAGAUGGAACAAUGGUGGCCUCAGUUGUACUCGAUACUAAUGUGAGAUCUCCUUCACAUGUUUCUCUUUGUCACACUCUUCAAAUGGUGGAAGCUAAUAAGCAUAGUAUUUACCUUGGUUUUCCCAAAACUUUGUGUCGUAACAAAACAACUAUCCUGGGUUAUAAGGAUAAAAUUAGAAAGAGAAUUCAACAUUGGGAUGGGAAAUUACUCUCUAGAGUUGGGAAAGAAAUUCUCAUUAAAAUGUUCGUGCAAGCUAUUGCUAAUUUUUUCGUGAGUAUUUUCCUACUUUCUUUGGAUGUGACUAAGGAUUCAGAAAGAUCCAUUACCAAGUUCUGGUGGCAUACUAAUAGCUCUCAAGGUGAAGGUGUUCACUGGAUCCGUUAG